Phyllostomus discolor (pale spear-nosed bat) is the source of this 8239-nucleotide messenger RNA. RefSeq names its product NACHT and WD repeat domain containing 2 (gene NWD2). Lineage: Eukaryota; Metazoa; Chordata; Mammalia; Chiroptera; Phyllostomidae. The record is from RefSeq and is a predicted model, not a curated record. The transcript is spliced from 7 exons. The coding region runs from base 1722 to 6953 and encodes 1743 amino acids. Gene Ontology annotation, molecular function: protein binding.
GCAAAAAGAUUACCCCAGGAAGUGCGUGUUGGGGGUGUGGUAGCAAAAUAAACAGCAGUGCCUAGGACUUCACUGCCACCAGCAGGGCCCAGAAGAAGUGCAGGCCUGGAGGGAGCUGGGAGCUGCCUACGGAAGCCCCGGGUGAGAGGAUGACACUUGCAGCUAAGCUGCUUCUGACCUGCGCCCACCCACCUUCCCCCCAGUUUCAAAGAUUUGUAAGAGCCACUCUUCCUCUCUCAAAGGUAAGAGUUCCUGCCCUAAAGCUCAAAAUGAGGGGUUUGGCGGACAAACUCCAAUUAAGAGACAAAACAAUCCCUCCUCCCUUCCCCCCAGGCGUCAUUUCUGUUCUGGGAUUUGCAGUAUUUCCAUGGGUGCAGUGGAGUGUGACCCGGAGAUGGCAAUUUUACGGCUGUGUCCAUCUGCAUCUUACUUCACCCAGGGCGUGGGUCAGACCCCUCCAGCCGGCCACCUCGUGCCACCAAACCAGGUAGCACUGUCCUGCAUCCACUGUGGCCACACCUGGUAGAGCCAAUUCAAGCUUUGCAUGGACUUGGAACAGUGGCCAAUCGCCAACUCUGAUCUCCAGCACCUCGCCCUAAUCCGUGGUCACCUGCAUAUUGCCGGACCUUGCGCGGGGCGGCGUGCAUCGUCAAGGCCCGUGGGGGCCUGAGAGAGGGUGGGCCUGCGGAAUGGCCCAGGAAAGCUCCGACGCUGGAGCAGGAUGGACCCCAUGGAGGCUGAGAGACCUUGGGAGGGCUCCCGGCGGAUUUCCGCUCUUGGAAAGGUUCCACAACCACGCGACAGAGAGCACGUGAGUCGCACCGCCUCCCUAUAAAAACCCCCGCUUUGCUGAGCGUGAGGAGCGGAGCGAAAGGAGCAGCAGAGUAGGGCCACCUGCUCCACAAGAGACAGGUUGGCGGUGACACUCCUUCCAAGACGCCCCAAACGGCGCCACGUUUUGAUGCUUCAGACUCGCGGGGUUCAGGCCCAGUGCGUGUGUCUAACUUUGAUGCCGUAUUCCCGGCACUUAGGCAAAGACGUGCAGACGCCGGCACCCGUGUAUUCCCGAAAAUGCUCAGGGCUUCUUUGACCUUUAGGAUAGGUGGCGGAGUAGCAGGGACCUCGGGCUAAUUUCUUUCCUGCCCUCCACCAAGGAGGCAGCCGCCUGCGCUCGGGAUCGUCUUUAGUGAAGCCCAGAAGUCCCUGAGUAGUCGGAGGCCCCAGCCCCUGCCGCCCUUUAAACCGCGGGAGGCAGCUUCCGAUAAACUCCGGACGCCUUUCGUAGACAAAGUUUGGUCUCCAUCCCACGCCCUCUCGGUCCCACCUCCUGGGCAGCCCCCUCCUCCCGCGGCGGGCACAGGCGGGGAGAUGGCCGUGGACUCGGCGACAGGCGCGGGCGCUUCCUGGCGCAAAGGGGCGCCGCGCGCGUAGCCGCCGGCACGCUGACCUCCCGCUACCACCAGCUGCUGCGCCGAGCCCCGGCAGUGAGCGAGGGCGGACGCCCAGUGGGGCAGGAGGAGGCGGCGGCGACAAAGGCCGGAGGGUCCGUAUGGCCACUCCCCGCCGGCCCCUAGCGUGCGCCACGGAGCUCGCCGGCGGCACCUCGGGCUCGGAGCGGCUCUGAGCCGCGCAGCCUGCGGGGAUCGACCUCGCCGUUCCGCGGAGCCGCCGGCUGGAACCCCAGAAGCGGAAGGCGGCGGCGCCUAUUCCUCCAAAAGGCGAUGUGGUCGGCCGGUGCGGGCACCAAGCUGCCCUGCCCCCGGGACUCUGCGCUUCGGCGAGCGGCUUUCUCCGGAAACCUCACCGCCCUGCCUUCUCACCUCGUGCCCGCCGGCCGCAGCGUCCGGGUCUUCAUCAGCGCCAACCCUGAAGACACGGGGGCAGAAAGACAGACACUAAGAGAAAAUGUGUAUCCUAAAUUGAGAGAAUUCUGCAGAGAAAAUUAUGGAUUAGAAUUUCAGGUGAUAGACCUGUACUGGGGAGUGGACGAGGACGAGUGGGACAGCCCGGAGCUGCAGAAGACGCGCAUGAGGCUGCUGGAGGACUGUCUGAAAACUUCUGCAGGUCCAUGUUUUGUUGGACUGUUAGGGGAGAAAUACGGGAACAUCCGAAUCCCCGGAGAAGUGGAAGCCUCAGAGUUCGAGAUGAUUUUGGACGCUGCCGUCGAGGCCAAGCUGGAGACGCAGCUCCUGGAAGAGUGGUACUGUCGGGACGAGAACUCCGUGCCAGCGGCUUAUUACCUCAGACCCAAAUCAGAAAUGCUGAAGAGCAAUAAAAAUGGAAUGCAGCCAUCUGCCAACGCUGAGAAUGGGAAGACCUGGCAAGAGAUAUCUGACGAGAUCAAAAAGAUAUUUAAGGCUGCGGUGAAACUGUUGCAUGAAAAGGGGAAAAUGAAGCACGGCCAAGCUAAGAGGUACCUGUUCUCAGCCAUAGAGGACGAGUUCGACUUCGCUCUCGGGAAGCAGACGCCAGCAUUCCUGAAGAAGUGCGUCUGCUACAUCAGGAAAAUUGCCAACAUUGAGCGUUUUGUCAAAAUCCCAGAGAUGGGAAAAUACAUGGACGUAACUGGAACAGAACCAAGGAUCAUUCGGGACCCAGAAGCCCAAGAGAAGCUGAUAAAACUCAGGGAUGAAUUUAUUCCGACUAUUGUCGCGUCAUCUAAUCUCCGGGUGUACACAUCGGUCACUCACUGUGACAUGAAGCUCGGCUAUUCCCAGGAAAUAGAAAAUCAUUACAUCGAAGGACUGGGCAAACAGUUUUAUGAGGACAUGAUUGAUAUAAUUCAGGCAACGGUACAGCAGAACUUUGACACUGAAACCGAUACGCUCUACGACGAAAUCCUCCAGCAUUCGUCGUUAUGUAAAACAUACGCCUCUUUCUACGAGUACAAAUGUGAAUCUCUAAACAUAGUUCAUAAAUACAUCCUCCCGAGCAAAACCGGGCACAUCCACCCGCUCAUUGUGUACGGCGGGCCAUGCACGGGGAAGACGCUUCUGCUAGCCGAAGUAGCAAAGAAGGCUUAUGGCUGGCUACAUGAAGACACAGGACCAGAAUCUGACCCAGUAAUCGUUGUGCGAUUUCUAGGAAGCACAGACAUCAGUACUGACCUCAGGACUGUCCUCCUAAGUGUUUGCGAACAAUUGGCAGUGAACUACCGGUGUCUGGUCCAGAGCUACCCUAAGAAGAUUCAUGACCUCCGUGACUUGUUCAUAAACCUUUUGAAUGAGUCUUCAUUGCAGAGGCCUCUAGUAAUAAUAUUCGAUGCCCUAGAGCAGCUCUCAGAGAGCGACGAGGCCAGGAAGCUUUGGUGGCUCCCUGCUCACCUGCCCCGCUUCGUACGGAUAGUCCUGUCCACACUGCCCAACAAACACGGGAUCCUGCAGAAACUACGGUGCCUUAUCCACGAAGAAAACAAUUACAUCGAGUUGAUUCCCCGCGACAGGAAGAUGUGCAGCCAGGUCCUCAAACACCAGCUGCUGCGAGUCAAAAGGAAGGUCACAUCAGGCCAGCAGAUUUACGUGAACAAUGCGUUCUCCAAGUGCACGCUGCCCAUGUUUGUGAACCUGACCUUCAGGGAGGUGAGACAUUGGCGAUCUCACAAAGACGUCGAUGAAUCCUCCCUCUGUGUCACUGUUCAUGAAAGCAUAGAGCAGCUAUUCUCGUCCUUAGAGAAGAAGUGUGGUCAGAAACUGGUCUCCAGGGCUCUUGGCUACAUCACCAUGGCCAAAAUGGGCCUGAGUGAAAUGGAACUGGAGGAUGUGUUGGCCCUAGACAACAGUGUUAUGAAUGAGAUCACGGAGAACUCCAGGCCCAGCAACCCCCUGAGGGUACCUUAUUUGUACAUCGCGAGACUCAAGGAGGGUCUCAGUGGGUACUUAAUAGAAAGACACGUGAAGAACAUCACCCUCCUGGUCUGGGCCAACAGACACCUGCAGCUCAUAGCCCAGAAGCUGUACCUGAAGGACGACAGUGACCUGCAUGAAAUGCACACCAUCCUGGCAGAUUAUUUUCUGGGGGUCUGGUCAGGGGGCAGGAGGAAAGCUUUCUGCCUCGAAGACCCCUACUUGAAUGGCUGCCUCGACUUGGAAAGCAGGAGCCUGCUUGAGGAAGAAAAGCACUUCAUGGAACAGGCUUCUUUUGACAGGCAGGCCCCAGACCAGCCUUGGGUUUUCCAGUGUAACCCACUGGAGCCUGACAUCUUCUUCGUCAAUCACCGGAAAAUGUCCGAGCUCUUGCACCACCUGACGCGGUGCGGGAAAACCGACGACCUGCUUUAUGGCAUCAUCAUGAACUUCAGCUGGCUUUACACCAUGGUCAAAAUCGGCCAGUUCGACAAAGUGCUCUCGGACAUCGAGCUGGCUUACAACUACACGCAAGAGAAGGAGCUGAAGUUCCUGGCCAGCACCCUCCGCGGCAUCAAGAACAAGAUCGUGGCCUUCCCUGGCUCCCUGUCAGCAGAGCUGCAGCAGAGGCUGCUGCCUGUCGUCAGUUCCCUGCCCAAGCUGAGACACCUUCUUCUGGAGUGCGACAAAGACGGGCCCAAAUACUGCUCCAUUGUGCCGUUACACUCAUCCAUGGACGUGACGUACAGCCCAGAGCGUCUUCCCUUGUCGUCUAGUCACCUGCAUGUCACUGAGAUUCUGCCAACUUCUAACCCCAGCACGGUCCUCGCUGCUUUAGAAAAUGGCUCUAUCAGCACAUGGGACGUGGAAACUCGUCAGUUACUCAGGCAAAUCACAACAGCCCAGUCUGUCAUCCUGGGCAUGAAACUCACCAGCGACGAAAAGUAUCUUGUGGUGGCGACCACCAAUAACACCUUGCUGAUUUACGACAAUGUCAACUCCUGUCUCCUGUCCGAAGUGGAAAUCAAAGGGACCAGGCACGGAAGUGGCUCCCCCUACAUCAAUGGAUUUACCCUGUCUGUCAACCAUGCCCUUGCAUGGCUGGAAGCCAGCAAAGAUGUCACCGUCAUCGAUCUGCUCUACGGCUGGCCCCUGUACCAGUUCCACUGCUGGUAUGAAGUGACGUGCGUCCAGUGCUCUCUGGACGGGAGCUACGCUUUCUGUGGGCAGUACCUGAACACCACCACCAUAUUUCACUUAGGGAGUGGAGAAAAGGUGUGUACCGUGACAUCUGAGUUUUCAGGUGGCUUUGUGCAGUUUCUUCUUAUCUUGGACACGGCUCAAGAAAUGGUCAUGGUUGACAGUGAAGGAAGCCUUUCUGUCUGGAAUACGGAGGACAUUGCCAGCCCCCAGCUGACGGAUGACUUCGACUGCCGGAGAGAAGGCAGCGAGGUGGUCAGCAUUGAACUUUCGGAGGACCAAAGUGCAAUUCUGAUCUGCAAAGCCCUCAGCAUUGAGCUCUUAGAUACCGGCAUGUGGAAGGUGGCGGAAAAGUUCAGGGCUAAGCACAACGAACGCUUCAUAUCCGCCGUGCUGUCCAAAAAUGGAGACUGCAUCAUCGCGACCAUGGAAAAUACCUCAGCCGUGUUUUUCUGGAGGCGGGACACGGGACAGUGUAUGGCAAGCCUGCAGGAAAUCUCAGGUACCAUAGUUAAGCUGGUGAAGUCCAGUCACCACAAUAUGCUGCUCUCUUUAUCAACCAGCGGCGUCCUGUCCGUGUGGGACAUCGACAUCAUCACAGCCAUGUCCAACAUAGACAAGACUGGAAAGCCCAUCCAGAGCCUGGUGUUGCCUGCUAGAGGGGAAAUCAUUUACUCCCUGGAUGGCUCUGACUGUGUUCACAAGUGGAACUUCAGCAGCGGGUUCAUCGAAGCCGUGUUUAAGCACGAAGGGAUCGUUGAACACUGCGUGUUGACAUCCUCUGGAGACAUCAUGGUGACAGCAGAUGACAAAAGCAGCCAGUACGUCUGGCACACCAACAGCGGUGACAACCUCUUCCGAAUCAAUGGGCAGAGAAUCUCUCAGCUGCUCAUCACACACAACGACCAGUUCGUGGUCUCUCUGUGCGAGGAAAACGCCUCGCGGGUGUGGAGACUGGCCACGGGCCACAGGGUCUGCAACAUCCUGACCACGCUGCAGAACGCCUUCAUAACCUCCGCGAACACCUUCGUGGUGGGGAUGACCAAGAGCAAGGUGCUGGCGGUCAGCCUGUGGACGGGAAGCAUCACCAAGAAGUUUUGCUGUGAGGAUGGCACCUCCAUUGUGAGUUUCAAGCUGAUCCCCGACUGCCCCGACGUCGUCGUGUUCAUCACGUCGGCCGAGACGGUGAACGUCUGGAGUCUGACGGACGAAGUGAUCUGCCGCCGGGUGCAGCUCCCCAGCAACUUCCUGAAAAGCCUAGAGGAUUUUGAAAUUUCUCCCAAUGGGAAGUUAGGCAUUCUAUCCCGGGGAGAUGAAAAUAUCAACGUGCUAGACUUACACAACGGCAAACUGCGGGUGGUUCACGCCUCCGGGGUCAUCUGGCGGCAGAGGCUGUCUCGGGACGGCCGGUACCUGGUAUACAUCUGUUUCCGAGGCGGGGAGGAGGAGGAGGAGGAAAACGGGGCCACGUCCAGUUUAAUUGUCAUGAGACUGGCCGACGGCAAAAACAUCGGUGCUUGUUCCCUGUACAAAACACCCACUUUCCUCGCGCUCUCCCAGAGGCACCUGAACAUCGUCGUGGGCUUUGACGACGGGAGCAUAGGGAUAUACACGGUGGUGGACCGCGUGGAUGCCGCGCUGAAGAUUAAAAUCGCCACUUCAAACAGCAGACAGAUAUUCAACAACGCGGCACAGACGUCCAGGCCAAAGUGCAGCAGUCACUGUUUCAAAGUGUCUGUGGACUGCUUGUGGAGGGAGUCGACGGAGGUCUUCGCACGAGACAGCCCCAUCACAGUGAGUGACUCGGCGGAGUCGAACGAGGCGACGCCCUCCAAGAAACACAACUCUUGCUAUGAGCGGAUGUGCUCUGUCCUGGAGCCCAGGGGCCACAGCUAUGGCCCUGACAACUGACGGGAGUGUUCGUCCUGCUCAGCGGAAAUGCGAGAUACAUGCAAAAAAGAGUGGGGUCGGGGCGUGUCUUCUGUGUUCCGAAUGAUAAACUCCUCGUUUCUGAAAAACGCAAGAAAGGGGAUGGAGCUCCAGCGUUAGUCAUUAACAUGUCCAUGAAGUGUACGGAAAUGUGAAAUUGGUUUUGGGUUUGUUUUGUUUUUUUGUCAAAGUCUUUCCAGGAAUGAAGUCUUGAGACUUUUCUAGAGAAUUUGUAGAAACCAUAUUUAAAUGGCUACAUCAGUCAGGGGACAGGGGGGUUAGAAGUUUUAAAAUUGUGGGGGGAAGAAACAACAUAACACAUCCCACUGGUUCAGACGAGAGAGGCUAGAGACCAUUUGGACCAGAACUGAUUUUAUAGACAUCGGUGGAAAUCGUGAACACAAAGAGCUGUUUGACUUCAAGUGGUGGUGUGGCCAUAAGUAAACCCAGCCUUAAUCUCCUUACAUUUUACAGUCCUGACAACUGUGUAAAUCCAGUCUGCUGACGGAAGGGCAAAUGGUGCAAAAUCAUGUAACAAAAAUGCCCAGACGUACUCCCUGUCUCCCAAGGGAACAGGCGUGAACUGUGUGGCCACGAGCUGGACUGGGACAGGAACUACCCACCCCGUCACUGGGCUACUGAGCACAUAGAGAAAAUACAGCCGUGGCGAUUGCAUGCCGGGGUUUCCGUAUAGCAGAACACAUGGUUUAAAAUAACUGUUUCCUGGGCUACAAAAGAACACAUUGAAUAAGAAACCACAAUCUUUUUGUGUCUUUUUUCAAUGCCUGCCUGUGCCGGGCAUAAGGAAGACUUACAGGAAGGGCAUUACAGGUUUGAUCCGAACACCUGCUCACUUUUGUCAUUGUGCUAACAAAAGUCUGUGCUGUUCAGUCCGCUGUACGGAAGCGUAAAUGGUUUCCUAAAUCCCUGCAGUAAAUCCCAGUGGAAGGACAGCUUUCUCGACAUGCCAUCUACGGAACGCUGACGACACCUGCCUUACUCUCAUGCCUCUCUUUCCCUGGGUGAAAAGCAGACAGAUGACCAAAUGCUCUGAGACACACUGAAGAUGCCUGUGUUGUGCUAAAACAUGCCAUCCGUCUCUGGGGCUUCCCAGGGUCCUUUACUGUCCCUGUUUGUAAGCACUUUCUUACUUCUGUACACUGGAUGUAUGCUUCUUUUUCUGUCACCCUUCCCGCUUGAGGACUCUUUGGAGACUUUUCUAGUCUUCUCUGUUUCAAAGCAGAAGCUGUGAAAUGUACUAAAUCUUU